Messenger RNA from Vanessa tameamea, 1352 nucleotides. RefSeq names its product protein Star (gene S). The record is from RefSeq and is a predicted model, not a curated record. The transcript is spliced from 3 exons. The coding region runs from base 253 to 1218 and encodes 321 amino acids. NCBI's taxonomy places the organism in Eukaryota, Metazoa, Arthropoda, Insecta, Lepidoptera, Nymphalidae.
UUGACUCACGCUCAUAGGGAACAUUGUAUUGUAGCAUAAUUAUUAAUUUGUGAUUGUAUUUUUAUCACCUGUUCAUCUGUUAUCAUUGCUAUAUAUCAAUUGUUUUUAUUUGCUUUCUGGCAAGAAUUAUAUGUAUUAAGAAAAUGAUAUGAUUUUAUUCUAGUGUAAUUAUUAAACUUAUUCCAAUCAAGUGCCUUACAAUUUACAUUGUUUACAAGUAUAUUACAGUUUUUCAUUGAAAUUGUAUUUAAUAUGGCUGAAAAGAAAAUUCAAGAAAAUCCAAUUCCGGAUGGUUCUCAUACAGAUGUAACGGAUAAACAAAAGGAUGUUGCAAAACUGCCAAUAAUAAAAGUCACCCCUCCACCGACAAUACCAGUGCAAGUACCCCGUCUCACAAUAUCGUCAUUCACCAAGACACCUCCAAAUGAGCUGUACAGAAAGUUACUGCCGGCGUUGUUGUUUAUAUUGACAUUUGUGACGGUUAUGACCAUGCUGCUCAUUUACAUGGAUACAUUUGCUCUCGGUGCUCAACAAUUCCGCCAGAACAUGACCCAGGACAAGGAGCUGGCGAGCAUCUCGGCGGAGUCGCCGACGCUGGUGGCGUACGUGCGGCAGCUGCACCUGGCGCCGCGGCCCCCGCGCGUGCCGCCGCCGCCGCCCGAGCCCACGCCGCGCGUGGCCGUGCUGGACCGCGUCCUGGGCGAGCUGCACAACGGCACGCUGGUGGAGUUCCUGGUGCGCGGGCCGCGCGACGCCACGGCCGCCUUCCUGCAGCGCGCGCGCGGCUGGCGCGGCGUGGCCGUGCGCGCGGCGCCGCGGGACUUCCUGGCGCUGCGCGGCGCCGUGGCGCUGCACGCGUGCCUGGCGGCCGGCGCGCACCCGCGCGUCGUCAGCUACGAGGAGGCGGAGGCGGGCGGCGGCGUGUUCCGCUCGCGCGUGCUGUGCCUGCCGCUGCUCACGGUGCUGCUGGCGGCCGACGCGCCGCGCGCGCACUACACGGCGCUGGCGGGCCCCGCCGCGCCCGCCGCGCUCGAGGCGCUGCCCUUCGCCGGCCUGCGCCUGCGCGUCAUCGACUUCCGCUCCACGGACCCGGCGGCGCUCGCCCGGACGACGCGGGUGCUGCUGGCGCGCAACUACACCGUGGCCGCCACCUUCGACGACGGCAUCAUGUACGCGCUCGACGACGCCGCCGACGCCGACGCCGACGCCGACGAGUAGCGGCCGCCGGCGGCCGGCGUUCGUUUCGUUUACGAAGAUCAUACGAACAGCUUGAAGUAUCGGACGCAAAUAUUAACAGAACGGCAACAUUCGACCAUUUUUGUGAGAUCAGACGAGUGCUUACUUUUCAUAGU